Molecule: messenger RNA, 677 nt
Organism: Pocillopora verrucosa
Lineage: Eukaryota; Metazoa; Cnidaria; Anthozoa; Scleractinia; Pocilloporidae
Source: RefSeq, a predicted model, not a curated record
GAUAAAUUGAAGAUCUACGGAUCCAUGGUGAUGUUUCCAGAACUGACUUUCGAAGAGGCGGUUGGGGGUUGGUCGAUUGCCAAAGUCAAAGUGUGCCUGGUUUUUAAACCCGAAGUCGAUAUUGAUAUGGAAACUGUACUACACAAUUACACGAAAAACUAUACCUAUGAAGCAGUCGGAGUUACUUUCUCAGAAUGGAAAGCUAAGGAUGGCGAGUGCAAAAAGUGUGACGGAGGAGGUGGACCAUUUAUGAUUGAAAGUGUAUGUAAGGAGAAAGAGCACAGCUGUCGGGGACAAAAGAACAAGUCUAAAGAAUCAAUGGAUUGUGCCAAGUAUUGCUCCUCCUCAGCUUCAGCUCAGGUGGUCGCUGCGGUUUCCAACCUUAUUCUGGCCAUGUGGAUCUCUAUUUCUUACAACUUUUAGCACGUACUGAGAGGUCUUGAAGUAUGGAUUCAAUAAAAAAAAAAACUCGAAGUUUAAAGUCCAGUAGUAUUUUCUUUUGUUUUUAUGCGUGGAAUACUUUUGUCUAGACUGUUCGAGUAUAUAUCGAAGAUAUAGUACUUAGUAAAGUGUACCAUUUUACUGCUAUAGAAAAAGAUUGCUAUUAUCGGUUGUUUUAGGUAAGACAGAUAAUUGUAGGUUAGCAAUGGUUUGUCAUUAAAAGUCUUCAAGACAAA